Messenger RNA from Solanum tuberosum (potato), 2801 nucleotides. RefSeq lists its product as uncharacterized. NCBI's taxonomy places the organism in Eukaryota, Viridiplantae, Streptophyta, Magnoliopsida, Solanales, Solanaceae. Gene Ontology annotation, molecular function: protein binding. The coding region runs from base 405 to 2462 and encodes 685 amino acids. The record is from RefSeq and is a predicted model, not a curated record. The transcript has 4 exons.
ACGAUUAAUUUAAAGCCAAAUUGAGAGAGUCCUCAGAAUGUUUUGGUCAAAAUUAUGGUGGCCACGUCUCGCAAAAAAGAGAACAUGAAACGUAGAAACAAACAUGGAAGAGAAUGGAAAAGAAAACAAAUCCAAACAAACAAUCAUUGCAGAUUUGCUUUAUUUGUCAAUAUUUCCUUUUCUCUUCCAUAUAUAUCAAUCGAUUAAUUGUUAUCGAUCGACUAUAUAUAUGAAUCAAGGAUAAUCUUUUAUUUCAAGAUAGCGAUACGUUCUAAAAUAAGUGAAGGAGAAGCUUUCAUAUGAUCUUUUUGUUGGGAGAGCGUGUUCAUCGUGUAUUGAAGGACAAAAUUAUAAGUUGAUUUUGGGGCUAUUCUAAUUAGAUUAGCUUAUUGGAGUGACAAACCAUGGGGAAGCCAACUGGGAAGACGAAAAGUAAUGUAAAAUCAAAGUCAAAUGAUGGAAAUGUGAAGCAUAAAUCAAAAGCAUUUGAUGAGGACACAGCUGUGUUUAUCAAGAUGUCUAAAGACCUGAAGGAAGAAGGGAACAGGUUCUUUCAGAAACGCGAUCACGAGGGAGCCAUGUUGAAGUAUGAGAAGGCACUCAAAUUGCUUCCUAGGAACCAUAUUGAUGUUGCCUAUUUGCAUAGCAACUUGGCUAGUUGCUACAUGCAAAUGGGGCGUAGCGAGUUUCCAAGAGCUAUAAAUGAAUGUAACUUGGCACUUGAAGUUGCUCCCAAGUAUAGCAAAGCUUUGUUGAAGAGAGCAAAGUGUUAUGAAUCAUUGAAUAGGCUUGAUUUAGCUUUAAGAGAUGUGAACCAUGUCUUGAGUAUUGAACCUAACAAUUUGACUGCUUUAGAGAUUGCAGACAAGGUUAAAAAGGAAAUAGAAGAAAUACUUAAAGUUGAAAAUAAAAAGUUAGUCUUACCCCUUCCAGAAUCUGCCAAUGUUGUGAAGGAUAACAUGAAAAAGGAGAAGAAGAACAAUAAAUUUGAUAGAAAGAGGAUAGUUGAGAUUAAGGAAACGAAGAUUGAUGGAGUCGAAGAAAAGAAGGCCGAGGACAAGGUGGUAGUGGAGGAGAAGAGAACCGUCCAGGGAGAAAAAACAAUGACAAGAACAGUGAAGUUGGUUCUUGGAGAGGAUAUAAGAUGGGCACAGUUACCAGUUGGUUGCAGUAUUCGACUUGUGAGAGACAUAGUUCUAGAUCGAUUUCCAAAUUUGAAGGGCGCACUUAUCAAGUACAGGGAUCAAGAAGGUGAUUUGGUAACUAUUACAACUACUGAUGAGCUCAGGUUGGCUGAAUCAUCUGUUGAUCUUCAAGGUUCUUUAAGACUCUACAUCAAAGAAGUUAGUCCAGAUAAAGAACCUAUGUAUUUGAGGGUUGAUGAAGAUGAGAAAUCGAGCAUCUGCAGAUCAACUAUAGUAAAAAAGGAUGGGGAACUGAAUGAAGGGCCAAUUUGCCCUGAGAACUGGUUUGUCCAAUUCACAAGGCUAUUCAAGAACCAUGUUGGAGUUGAUUGUGACUCGUAUCUGGAUCUUCACGAGACAGGAAUGAAAUUAUAUUCAGAAGCUAUGGAGGACACUGUUACAAAUGAAGAAGCAGAAGGGCUUUUUGACAUUGCUUCAGCUCAGUUCCAAGAGAUGGCAGCUUUGUCUUUGUUUAACUGGGGAAAUGUACACAUGUCUAGAGCAAGAAAAGAAGUAUUUUUCACAGAAGAGGGUUCUGGGGAGACGGUGUCGGAGCAGGUUAGAUCUGCAUAUGAAUGGGCAGAAAAAGAAUAUGAAACUGCAGAAAUGAGGUAUGAAGAAGCUCUUAGAGUCAAGCCAGAUUUCUACGAAAGCCUUCUUGCACUCGGUCAGCAGCAGUUUGAACAAGCAAAACUCUCAUGGUACUAUUUGGUUGGGAGUAAAGUUGAAUUAGAGACAGGGACAUGUGCAGAGAUCUUGGAGCUAUACAACAAGGCUGAGGAUAGCAUUGACAGAGGGAUGGAAAUGUGGGAAGAGAUGGAAGAACAACAUCUAAAUGGACUCUCAAAAUAUGAGGAAUAUAAAGCUCAAUUGUACAAAAGGGGGUUGGAGGGUAUACUUAAAGAUAAAUCAUCUGAAGAAACUAAAGAGCAGACUGAAAACAUGAGGUCUCAGAUUUACCUGUUAUGGGGAACCAUGCUCUACGAACGUUCCGUGGUGGAAUUUAAGAUAGGAUUACCAACCUGGGAAGAAUGUCUAGAUGUUGCAGUAGAAAAGUUUGAACUAGCUGGAGCAUCACAUUCUGAUAUUGCAGUCAUGAUAAAGAACCACUGUUCCAAUGAAACUGCUCUCGAAGGGUUCAAAGUUGAUGAAAUUGUACAGGCAUGGAGUGAGAUGUAUGAUACAAACAGGUGGCAGACUGGGGUGCCAACUUUCAGGCUAGAACCAUUGUUCCGCCGUCGAGUUUCAAGCCUUCAUUCUAUACUGGAAAAUAUUUGAAUUGCAAAGCUAUGAUACAUUAAAACAAAGACUAUUGGUAUCACCUCAACAAGUUCAUGCAGUGAUAUACUUCCCAAGUCAAUAUAUUCUUUCUUGUGAGUUAUUGUCUUCAUGUUCUGUUAUUUGCCUUUGCUGAUACAUCGCUGAGUUCCAUCUUUUCAAGAGAUUUGUUUGUUCUACAUGUGAAGGUUUCUGUACCAUCAUUGGCUUUUACAGUUUUUUGUUAUUUUUUGUUAGAGGACCCAUGCAAAUUAGUUGCAUUCAAUUUUCACAAAACUAGUAAACUGUAACAUUGAAUUUGUAAGUCUGUUGUAUAUAGAAAAUUGCACUUUCGGUUUU